Mesocricetus auratus (golden hamster) is the source of this 2334-nucleotide messenger RNA. RefSeq names its product tudor and KH domain-containing protein-like. Gene Ontology annotation, molecular function: RNA binding. The record is from RefSeq and is a predicted model, not a curated record. The transcript has 4 exons. The coding region runs from base 1 to 2208 and encodes 735 amino acids. Lineage: Eukaryota; Metazoa; Chordata; Mammalia; Rodentia; Cricetidae. Gene Ontology annotation, biological process: spermatogenesis.
AUGCCAACAUCCUCAGCACUGGCUGACAAAGGCCAGAAUGAUACACUACAAAGAGCUGAUGCUACUAAAUCCAGACAGCAUCCGGUUCACCACAGCCACCCAUAUCAACUUGCCACAUUGCUGCUGAACCCAGGAGAGGAGCCUGUUGAGCAUGACUGUCAGGAAAUACUUGAGCAAGAGCAUGGUGUUCGCCAAGACUUGACUGAACAACCACUGCCAGAUGCAGAGGACACCUGGUAUACAGCUGGCAGCAGCUUUCUUCACAAAGGUAAGAGGAGGGCAGGGGCAGCAGUGGUGGAUGGUACUCCAGUGCUGUGGGCUAGAGAAUUGCCCCCAGGAAUCUCAGCCCAGAAAGCUGAACUGAUAGCCCUUGCCCAGGCUCUGACGCUGGCAAAAGGAAAAAAGGAGUUGCAGGCGUUGAUUGGUGCGGGCGUGGCAGGGAGGCGGGGCAAGCCUCUGUUAAAUAGCUGCCACCUGUUUGGCUGCUUCAGAGUGUUACCUGUGAGGUACAAGGAGAAGGAGAGCAGGACUUCGGAAGACAGAGGACAGCAGAAAAAGCCCACUACGGAAAAACUAGGCGGUGUCCUUGGACUCCCAACAUUUGCAUCAGUAGCUUCCAGCAUGUACCACCGAUACCGGGAAAGCAGAGAAGAGCGGUGGACAUGCCUUGGAGAAGACGACAUUGAGGUAGAAAUGAGAGUUCCCCAGGAGGCUGUGAGGCUGAUCAUGGGUCGGCAAGGAGCCAAUCUUAAACAGCUGCAGGAACAGACAGGCGCUGGCAUUGACUUGGACUCGGGCGAUGAGGGUGAUGAGCGGGUGCUGCUGCUGAGCGGCUCACCUGGUGAGGUGUGCCAAGCCAAAGCAGCAAUGCAUCAGAUCCCGACAGAGAACACCCCGGUUUCCGAGGAAGUCUCUGUGCCCCAGCGGUCCGUGGGCAGAAUCAUUGGGAGAGGUGGCGAGACGAUUGGUUCUAUCUGGAAGGCUUCUGGAGCCAAAAUUCCGUGCCAUAAGGAAUCAGAGGGCACGUUACUACAGUCAAGACUCGUAAAAAUCUCGGGGACACGGAAGGAAGUGGAAGCGGCUCAGCGUCUGAUAAUGGAGAAAGUGUUAGAAGAUGAAGAUCUUCCAAACAGGAUUGCCCAUUCGGCCGAAACCAGAGUUCCAGGAGAGCAGCCUAUCGGUGUUCGAAGAGAGGAAGUCAUAGAGCCAGGAGCGGCCGGAGAAGCAGCCUUAUGGAAGAGUAGCAGUUCGAGCAUGGACCCAGCCGUACCCCUGGAGGUUCAUCUCGGCAAAGGUGAUGGCGAUACGGUUGCUGCAGCACCACAAGAAGGUUCCCGGCAGACACCCAAUGAUGACGGCCUUCAAGAUUCUGGUGUCCACAACUAUCCAGAGACAUCCAUGUUUGAAGUUGCCAGUCCCGACUUCAUUUUCCAUGACGAUGAGUUCCUAGACGUCUACGUUUCUGCUUCUGAAAACCCUAACCACUUCUGGAUCCAAUUCAUUGACUCCUUCCGCUUCCAUUGCGAAAAACUUAUGAUCGAGAUGACUCGGCACUAUGAAAACAGUCUGCCUGAAGACUUGACUGUGAACCUAGGAGACAUUGUAGCAGCACGAUACUCUGUAGAUGGUUGCUGGUAUCGAGCCAAGAUUCUUGGUACUCUGGAAAAUGGGAACUUGGACCUAUAUUUCGUUGACUUUGGAGAUAAUGGGAAUUGCCCAGGGGAGGAUCUGAGGGCUCUCAGGACGGACUUCCUGAUCCUUCCUAUUCAGGCCGUAGAAUGCAGUCUGGCACGGAUUGCCCCCUCAGGUGAACAGUGGGAAGAGGAAGCUCUGGAGGAGUUUGAAAGACUCACUGCCUGUGGUGCCUGGAAGCCAUUGGUGGCCAAGUUCUCUGGCGAUGUCCAUAUUGGAAUGUCAACUUGUCCAGAAAUCUAUCUAUAUGAUGCCAGCAAUGGGCAGGAACUUGAUAUUGGGCAAGAGUUAGUUCGUAAAGGCUAUGCAGUCAAACUUGCCGAAUCUGCGGAAGACGAAACUGUCCCAUAUAUAUUGAUGGUGGACACGGCCGAGGAGGAGACAGAUGCUUCUCUUGCCAGUGCGGUCAGUGAGACCCGGAAGCGCCCUGAAGCCUUACCUCGUGCCUACUCCUGCCUCAGCUUAACAAGAGCCGCAGUCUUCAGCAGAACAUGGAGAAGAUCAGCAUCAAUAUAAAGGUCUCAUGGGGGAAGCCAGUGCUGAGGAUACUGAAGACAGUUCUUUUGUAGUAUUCCUUCAGGUGUUCGUUUAUGAACUUUCGUUUCACCGCAAGUAGAAGAAAUGGAGACAACUUAGGAGAUG